AAAAAAGGAAGAAGAAGGAGGGGGGAGAAGAUAGAUCCUACCUUUUAUCCAGUAAUCUAUAGCAAAAUGCAGAACGAACACCCUUGCUAUAUAACUCCACUCCAAUUUCAACUUUCAAGAACCAGACCCUAGUCUCCUUUCUUGCAUGCUGCAUGCUGCAUGCUACAUGCUACAUGCUUUGCUAAAAGGGCAACUUAAAAGAGAAAUAAUAUAGAGAGAGAGAGAGAGAGAGAGAGAGAAAAAAAGGGAGGAGUUUUCAAAUUUCAAUCACUAAGAUAGGAAGAUCGGGGAAGAAACUCACUCUAAAGAAAUGGAAUUUAAUGGCGGACUCCGUCUCCAUGUGGUAAUGUUCCCAUUUUUUGCAUUCGGUCACAUUAGCCCAUUUGUUCAGCUGUCGAAGAAGCUAUCCUUGCAUGGCGUCAAGAUCUCUUUCUUCUCUGCACUCGGCAAUGUCAGCCGCAUCAAAUCCAUGCUCCGCUCAGAUUCAGCACCCACAACAACCCAAGUCAUCCCUCUCACUCUCCCACCCGUCGAGGGUCUUCCCCCCGGCCUGGAGAGCACCGCCGAUCUCUCACCUGCUCAGUCCGAGCUCCUCAAGCUAGCACUCGACCUCAUGCAGCCUCAGAUCAGCUCCCUCUUGUCCCAACUCAAACCCCAUUUCGUACUCUUCGAUUUCGCCCAGGAAUGGCUCCCGCCUCUUGCUUCUCAGUUAGGCAUCAAAACCGUCUUCUACUCCGUAUUCGUCGCUCUUUCCACCUCUUAUCUCACCGUCCCCGCCAGACUCCCUGAAGCAGAACCCACAAGACCUCCUGCGAUUGAAGACUUGAGGAAACCGCCGCCUGGGUUCCCCGAAACCUCCAUCAAGUCCGUGAAAACCUUCGAGGCCCGGGAUUUCCUGUACAUGUUCAAGAGCUUCCACGGUGGGGCCAGCGUGUACGACAGGGUGCUCAGAGGCCUCAACGGCUGUGACGUCAUCCUCGCCAAAACAUGCAGAGAGAUGGAGGGCCCCUACGUUGACCACGUGACGCAACAAUUCAAGAAGCCCGUGCUGCUAGUUGGGCCGGUCGUUCCGGAGCCCAGGUCAGAGCCUCUCGAAGGGAGAUGGGCUUCAUGGCUGGGUCAAUUCGAACCCAAGUCCGUCAUAUACUGUUCAUUCGGGAGCGAAACAUUUCUGAGUGACGAACAGGUCAAAGAGCUACUGCUGGGGUUGGACCUCACGGGACUUCCAUUUUUCGUGGUCUUGAAUUUCCCUGCGGACGCCGACAUCUCUGCGGACUUGAAGAGGGCGCUACCGGAGGGGUUCUUGGAGAAGGUGAAGCACAAGGCCGUAAUUCACGCCGGGUGGGUGCAACAACAGCAGAUCCUGGCCCACCAGAGCGUGGGCUGCUACGUUUUCCAUGCGGGGUUCAGCUCAGUUGUGGAGGCAAUUGUGAACGAUUGCCAGCUGGUGAUGCUGCCCGUAAGAGGAGAUCAGCUGCUGAAUGCCAAGCUAGUGAGUGGUGAUUUGAAGGCUGGGGUGGAGGUGAAUAGGAGGGAUGAAGAUGGGUAUUUCGGGAAAGAUGACAUAAAGGAUGCUGUGGGAAGAGUGAUGGUUGACAUUGACAAGGAGCCGGCCAAGUCCAUCAGGGGUCAUCACAAGAAGUGGAAGGAGUUUUUGCAAAACAGUGAAAUUCAGACGAAAUUUGUCUCUGACUUGGUGAAAGAGAUGGAGGCCGUGGCCGGGCUUCGUACAGUUUAAUCCUCCAGUAUUUGAUGUCAUGUGUCCUUUAAUUUUAUUUACUCUUUUGAAGAAGAGGGGUUUCUCUUCUCAUUUGCUGCUUUAUGAUUCGAAUCCAUCGCUUACAAAAAAAAAAAAACAUGGCAUGUAUCCUUUUAAAUGAGAACCUCUUAAUUAAGUUUUAUUCGUCCAAUGUUAUCAGGGCGGUACUUGUUGAACACUUGAAACGAAACAGGUUUCUACAAUCUUCAACACCACCAAUAUGGCUUUACAAUCAUGUAUGCGAAUUGAUCAAUUUGUUACCA
Coffea eugenioides is the source of this 2022-nucleotide messenger RNA. Its product is annotated as anthocyanidin 3-O-glucosyltransferase-like. Gene Ontology annotation, molecular function: UDP-glycosyltransferase activity. Bases 311 to 1738 code for a protein of 475 amino acids. Lineage: Eukaryota; Viridiplantae; Streptophyta; Magnoliopsida; Gentianales; Rubiaceae. The transcript has a single exon. The record is from RefSeq and is a predicted model, not a curated record.